Coniophora puteana RWD-64-598 SS2 is the source of this 1580-nucleotide messenger RNA. RefSeq lists its product as uncharacterized. Lineage: Eukaryota; Fungi; Basidiomycota; Agaricomycetes; Boletales; Coniophoraceae. The transcript has a single exon. The record is from RefSeq and is a predicted model, not a curated record. Bases 446 to 1573 code for a protein of 375 amino acids.
CCACACCGCUCCCCGUCUUGUUAACCGCUCCUCGUCUUGUUCCUCCGACUCGUCUCUCCUGCGUUCUGGACUCUUGGUAGUUUCUUGUCCACUAUCCUUGUCUCUCUGUCGUGCGCCUCUCGCUCUUUAGAUUGUCGAAGAUUGCUCUCCAUAGCGCCUUGCUCCAUCAUUGCAUGUCACGCUCUAUGAACCUGCGACGUCGCUUCUAGCGCAGGAUCAUAAUGACAGACGCCAGGCCUCGCAUCCUCUUCGCUUGACCGCUCCCGAAUAACGCGCCGACCACCAUGCCCUCAAGCACACGCUGAAACAUACAAAAAGCGCCUCAAAUCCAGCUCUCUUGUUUCUCCAAGCCCUCACAAGCUUACCUCCCUCGUCGUCUCCCAGACACGUCCGUUCUUUCAGUAACCCUCACCACAACCUAAUUCAUCUCCAAACCCAAGCCAUCAUGCGCUCUUUCAUCACCCUCGCUGUGCUCUACGCCACCCUCGCCGCCGCUGCACCCCUCCCACCGCCGUUGAGCGAUCUGCCGCUCGUUGGCGCCGUAGCGCCUGCCCUUGGAGGUCUUGCCGCCCGCCAGGAUGGCGACCUGCCGAUCCCCCUGCCGAUCCCCAUUCCGGAGCUCCCGCUCCCCCUUCCCAUCCCUGACGCAAGCAACCUCAAACUGCGCCAGCUCGACGAGGUCACCGGCGCCGCCUCUGGUCUCAAGCAGAAGAUCGACCAGACCGCCGCCAGCACCGGCGUGAGCGCGCGCCAGGUCACCGAUCCCUUGGGCGAUCUUCGCGCCUUCGGUGACCUCCAUCUCCGCCAGCUCGGCGGCGCCACCGACGCGCUCGGUAACGUCGCCAACGAUGUUGGCUCGACCCUCGGCGGCGUCGGUUCACUCUUGGGCAGCCUGCUAGCGCCGUUCCCCGCUCCCGCGCCCCCAGCCGCACCCGCACCCGGCCUCGGCAAGCGCCAGGGAGACCCCGGUCUCGGCAGCGUUUCCGGCGAUCUCAACUCGCUCCUCUCGCGCCUCGGUCUCCGCCAGCUCGGCGACGUCACCGACGAGCUCUCCAGCGCCGAGCAGACGGUGGACAAGGCUGCCGCAGGUGUGGACGCAAAGCUCGCCAGGCGGCAAGACGACGAGGGCCUUGAAGAGAUCGUGGAGGACGUGGAUAGCAUGGUCGGCGACCUCGGCAAGCGCCAGGCCCCGACGGACGAGGUCCUCGAAGAGAUCGUGGAGGACGCGGAAGGCCUCCUCAACGAGCGUCAGAACCCGGGCGCCAUCAUUAGCGACAUUGAUAGUCUCAUCGCUGACAUCACCGCCCUCAGCGGCGACAGCAGCCAACUCAAGCGCCAGGACGGGUCUGUCGCUGACAUCAUCGAUAUCGUCAGCGACGCUGUCGCCCAAGCCAACGAUAUCACUGCUCUCCGGUCGCGCGAGAUCCAGCCCAGCGCUGCGGAGGUCGAGAAGCUCGCGCAGGCUCUCUCCAGCGGCACCAAGGGCCUCGACGCGCGCCAGGGUCCCUUGCCCGGUCUCCUUUCCGAACUCGAGGCCGUCCUCGGCGAGAUCCCUGAGGGCACCAGCCUUUAGAGUCGCA